AUGGAUUCGCCGUCAGGCGUAUCUGGGGGCCCGCCGCCGCUGCCGCCGCUGCCGCCGCCGACCCGGUCCGGCCCGGCGCCCCCCCCCUGGGAUCUGGAUGUGGCCAAGCUGCGCGCCGUUGCGGCCCUGGGCCUGCCGCCACCGCCGGCCGUCGGCCCUGCGAGCGAAGUGUGUGCCACCUGCGGGCUGUCGCGGUUUACCUUUGCCUGCACGGACCUCUUGCACCAGACAUUCUGCCAGUGCCCGGAGCCGGGGGACUUCUCCCCCCUGUCAAGGGCGCCCGGGCCGCCGGGAUGGUGGACCUCGGCCGCCCCGGGGUCACCAUCGGGCUCCCACCUGGCCGAUCCACUGGCCUGCUGGGUGGGCAUGGCGGAUGUCGAGACAUCCGGCCCCGGGACUCCCAUCAGCUCGCAGUACUUUUUGACCUUGCACCAGAUGGCCGACACCAUUGAUUGCCCUGCCCGGGCGUCGGCCACCACCCCGCCCUCACCCUACAAUCCGAAUCUUCUCUUCAGCUUCUCGGCCCCGACCGGGGGCCCGGCGCCGGCGCCAUGCCAAUGCUCGGUGCCGACCGCCCCGGGGGCCUAUGCCCCGACCACCGAUCGGACCUUCCGCCUAUGCGCCUGGCGCCUCACCAGUUCCCACACCCCGGCUACCCUUCAUACUCUCAACUGGUGCCGGAGCGCCGCUCCAACGGCAGCCAGCCUGCUGACCGGCGACCAGCUCUUUUCCCUCGACCUGGUGGCCGUGCGCACCGUCGCCCAGUCGACCAUGGAGCCAGUCAGCCUGGCCCGAUCGACCGGGCCGCCCUUGCGGUCGGCGGAUCUCCUGGCCGGCUGGCCGGCCCUUGUGCCGGACCUGGCCGAUCCGCCCCCGGGGCCGGGCUUCCCCGCCGACAUGCUGACCGAGCAGGCGGAUGAUCGUCCGGCCGGCGACCCCUCCCUGAGUGGGCGCCUGCUUCUCUUCUUCGGGAACACGGUCCUCGAGGCGGUGCACAGGAGGGCACCCGACUCCGGGUUGUCGCCUGCCGCCACUGACCAUGCCCCGGCCGAAGGCAGCCUGCAGCCUGCCACCGGUGAGCCCGAGCCGAUCGCGGCGCGGCCCUGCUCAUCGACGGCGCUGGCCGGACUGUUGCAACUGUCCCGGCGCUUGCGCGAUGGCGAGGCCCGGGUGGCCCAGCUGCGUGAGCGUGUUUUGGUGUCCUCGUCAUCGGCCGGGUCGGGCCCCAGUCCGGCGGCGGUGGCAGCCCAGGCACAGGCCGUGCGGAGUGCGCAAUCCGGGCGACAUUUCGCGGCCGACCUCCUGGCACAGUCCUUUGCCGGGUCCUCGGAAUGCCGGGACUUCGGCGCCGGCAAGUCCGGCUCCCUGGGCGGACCGGCGACCGGGGCUCUCUGGCGGGGGCUGAUCGCACGCCGGGCGCGCAUGCACGGGGCCCGGUGGGCCCAGCUACGCGUGCGCCUGGCCGGGGACUUCCUGCUCCCGCCGUGCGCCGAGUGUGGGCCCGCGGUCCCGGGGAACCGGGCCCCCCUGUGCUCCGGGUGCCGGGGGCGCUUGCUGUGCCUGCCAUUGAAGCUGGGCUAUGCCACGGCCCUGGACAGCGGGAAGCCCAGCCGGCCGGCUCCUCGGCCGGACCAGGCGGCCCCCCUGCUCCGGGCCAACCGGGCCGUGGUCCAGCGCCUGGCGGUCCUGGUGGACAUGCAGCAAACCCAACUGCUGGCCGAUGUGCAAACCCUCUUCCGGCCGGUGUAUGUCGGCCGGCCGGAGCUUCUGGAGUACUUCUUGGCAUGCUUCGGCCUGCCGCUGAUCUCCUCCUACCUGGGCCAGCCCCUGCGCCUGCCGCUGUACCAUGAGGGCCCGCCAUUGCUAUGCGGCUUGAGUGUCCCCCCCUCGCCGUACCAGAACUUCCACGUGUCCACCUCCCUGCCGCUGGUGGCCCGCCGGGAGACCGAGGUCCUGGCCAACUUCUCGUACUCCAGCUACUUCCGGGCCGGCGAGUCGCGGCGCCUCUUCCUCCCGCCGCCCUACAUGCCGAACUCCCUGUUCUAUGUGGCCCCCUCGGCCUUGCCAUACUUCAACCGCUCGGGCCGGCUCAUGCGGCCGGUGCUCUUCCCGCACACGGUUCAACUGCUGGAGUUCCCCCUCUCCCUGGCCUUCGCGCACUUGUACAGCCACUCGGCCGGCGGGUCCGGGGGUGGUGGCGCAAGCAGCAGCGGCGGUGGGUCCGGCGGCGGCGGUGGAUCCGGCGGCGGCAGUGGGGCCGGCGGCGGCGGCGGUGGCGGCGGCGGCGGCGGCGGCGGCGGCGGCGGCAGCGGGUCUGGUGGCUCUGGCGUCACCAGCCCCGGCGCGACCGGUGCCCUCGAAGGGCAACUCAUUCCCGGCUCCCUGGGUCUUCCCGGUGGCGUGCGGUCUGCUAGCAGUUCCUCCCAGCCGCCACCGCCUUCGGGGACACUUUUCCGGAUACCCGAUCUACUGUUCAAUCUGCGCCUGAUCCUCCGCUCGUACGAGCCCCUCUUGCAGAAUGUCGACCUGUCGACCAUUUCCUUUUGGCUGCACAUUGAGAGCACCCGCCUGGGGCACAUGCUAAGUUGCUACCGGGAAGCCGGGAUGCCGAAUGCCCGGGAUUUGGGCGCACAAGCACAGCAUGCCGCUUCGGCGGUCUUGAGCGGCGUGCGCAAUGGGUCCCCAUCGGUCCUGCGCCAGCAUGUCGUCAUGGCCGCCGUUCCCGGCAGCCUUUCCCCGUCGCCAGCCAUCGGGGACUUUGGUGAGGGGACGCCCCCCUGGCUGGUGGGGUCCCCCUCUGCCCUUCAUGGCAGCGGGUCGCCACUUUUAAGGGACGCCACCAGCCCCGGGGCCGUGGGGCUCCCCGGUGAGGGCGACCAGCGCCCGUCCCUCCACCAGCACUACCAUUACCAGCAGCAACUCCAGCAGCAACAGCAGCAGCAGCAGCAACAGCAGCAACAGCAGCAACAGCAGCAACAGCAGCAACAGCAGCAACAGCAGCAACAGCAACAGCAGCAGUCUCUGCAUUCCCCCUCGGUUGGGGACGGCCCGCGCGGCCGGUCCUUGUCCAUGAGCCCGGCGACGGCUCCCCGACCAGCUGCCUUGACCGCCACCGACAUCACCUCGGACACGGUGAUCGCGGUGGCCGAGCGGCCGGACGGAUCGGCCGCCUCGCACUCAGCCCCCUGCGAGCACUUCAACAAGCUCGUCGUCCAUGAUGGCUGGUUCGAGGAGAGCAUCUACUAG
Molecule: messenger RNA, 3246 nt
Organism: Fonticula alba
Lineage: Eukaryota; Rotosphaerida; Fonticulaceae
Exons: 5
Coding region: 1-3246 (1081 amino acids)
Source: RefSeq, a predicted model, not a curated record